Messenger RNA from Hibiscus syriacus, 366 nucleotides. RefSeq lists its product as uncharacterized. Lineage: Eukaryota; Viridiplantae; Streptophyta; Magnoliopsida; Malvales; Malvaceae. Bases 1 to 366 code for a protein of 121 amino acids. The transcript has 2 exons. The record is from RefSeq and is a predicted model, not a curated record.
AUGGGUAAGCUGAUUCUGAGAUUUAUUGGUCUGUAUCGUAUUAUGAAGGGGGUUGGACAUGUUUAUUAUCAGUUGGAGUUGCCUCUCCAGCUUGGUCAUAUUCACGAUGUUUUCCAUGUAUCUAUGUUGAGGCUAUACCUUUCGGAUACGAGUCACAUCAUCCUGGUUGAGGAAGUUGAGUUGAGACCAUAUCUAUUGUAUGAUGAGGAGCCUGUUCAGAUUAUGAAUCAAGAUGAGAGAGUUCUUCGGAACAUGCAUAUUCCAAUAAUGAAGGUCCAGUGGAGUAAUCGUGGUCCCAGAGAAACCUCAAAGACAAAGGAGUCAAUAAGGCAUCAAUUUUCACAGCUAUUUACUCCAGGUAAUUAA